AUGUGCUGGUGCGGAGAAGAUUCCGUGCUCAUGUACUGGCCAAGUGCAGGCUUGGUCAUGGUUGGACCGUAUGGCUCGUGGCUUCGCUUUCCGUACUCGGAGAGCAUUGUCUUGGCUCAAGAAGUCGACUGCUGUCGAGUCUACAGUGCAUCGUCGCACGAUAUUGUACUUCGCGUCCCGACGUGUGUCGAGAAUAUCAAGGGUGUUGGCUCGACGGCUCCAGCUGCGAUGCUGUUUCAAGCUCUGGAUGCUUUUGAUUCGGGCGAUGCCAAGGCUGAUGAACAUAUUCGCUUCAUCUUGAGUCAAAACGCUUUGGAAGAUGCUAUUAAGGACUGUGUGGACGCAGCCGGCAGUGAGUUUGACUACGCGUCACAGACGACGCUGUUACGCGCUGCUUCAUACGGCAAGUGCUUCGUAGACUCGGCCACGGACGCUCUGUCGGCACUUUCGGGAGGUACUGGAACCGGAGGCGGCAACUCGAUGAUGGAUGCUGAGAUGUUUGUCGACAUGAGUCGAAAGAUUCGGGUGCUGAACGCGCUGCGCCAGCAGGACAUCGGCUUUCCCUUGACAAUCACGCAGUUCGAUCGCCUGACUGCAGAAGUUGUAGUGAGUCGGCUUGUGGCAAUGCGUCAUCAUUUCCUGGCCCUCAAGAUCUGCGAGUACUUGAACAUUACCACAGACCGAGUGCUAGUGCAUUGGGCUUGCGAAAAGGUGAAGGCAGCAACGUCGUCCAACGUGUCGGAUGAAGAGCUGGUGGCGCUCGUGCGUAAAAAACUGAAGAAGGCAACGCUCGUUUCGUACGCAGAUAUUGCCAAUUGUGCCGAGCGUGUAAACCGGCGACGGCUCGCUACGAUGUUUUUGGACCUGGAAGAGAACGCAUCCGACCAGGUGCCGCUUUUGCUGUCCAUGGGUGAGUUCGAGCUAGCGCUCCGCAAGUCGCUCGAGUCCAAUAACACGGACCUUAUCUAUAUGACGCUUUUCCACCUCGAGCGCACACUGCCAUCCAUGGACGAGUUCCGCUACGUACUAAACCGCGAGCCGAUGUACACCGAGGCUGUGAACCUUAUGCUGUUGUACUACCGUGCUACGAAAAGCUCGAGCAGCGCUGCACUAUGGACAGAUGUGGCUAGCGCCGAGAGCGAUCUUUUGCUGUCGUUCCAGACCACGGAUGUGGACGAGAAGGUCACAGCGUUGAAAGAAGCGACCAGCAAGUAUAACAGCGCAAAGCUACCGGCUCACGCCAAGCUCACCGAGGAGCAAAUAGAGCUGCUCCAGGAGCAAGCCAAGCUGGAAGAGAAGCCUGAAAAUGUGAAGCGUCGUAAGCUUGUGGGCGUGUCUAUCUCAAAUACGAUGAAGAUGCUGCUACGUGACAGCAAGUACGAGCCAAAGCUGUUGCCACUUGUUACGGCAUUUGCUAAGAAGUUCAAGGUGCCGGACAAACGGUUGUACCGCGUCAAGAUCAAAGCUCUCGCGGAGACGCGGCAGUGGGAUGCCCUGCACAAGUUUUCUAUGGAAAAGAAAACCCCGCCAUGCGGCUUCAAGGCGUUUGCGAUAGCGUGUCUUGAAGAAGGAGAGAAGCAGCAGGCCGAGAACUACACUGCUCGCAUCACGUCUGUGGAUGAGAAGUUCGAGACGUUUAUCCGCCUCGAUAUGUACAGCGAUGCGCUACAACUCGCCAUUAAGCUAAAGGAUCCGGAGAAGCUCACGAAUGUGCGCAACCUUUGUAACGAUGACGACAUUUGCAACCAGGCUGAUAAAGCGGCCGUGGAGCUGGGCUUUGUGUCGUAA
Molecule: messenger RNA, 1788 nt
Organism: Peronospora matthiolae
Lineage: Eukaryota; Oomycota; Peronosporomycetes; Peronosporales; Peronosporaceae
Source: the annotation of a GenBank genome assembly